AUGACCCGCCUGGCCAUCACACCCCUUCACACAGCACCAAGAGGCUUGGGAGGCGCACCGGCCUACAGCACGUACUACCAGGAACCCACGGCUGCAUUCUCGACGCAUACAAACAUGCCAUCGACGGCAAUGGCGUACGGGUCGGAAUACGCCGCCGAUUCGAGACCCCAAACCCAGAGUUUCGGGGGCUACAACGCGGGUAUGAUGAUGUACAACGUGCCUCAGCCGAACACGCAAACUCCAGUCUACGAGGCCCAACACUUUGGGCAACGGCAGCAGGCAGCAAUGCAGAUGAUGGCACCGGAUGUCACAUCAACAUACUUUAGCUCCGAAGCCGGGGGUGCAGCAGCAGCAGCAGCAGCAGCGAGCAUGCAACACCCGAGCCAGGGGAGCAGCGCAUCGGCCGGGGUAUAUCAGCAGAGCCAACCCAUGAGCUACGCUGGAAGCAUGCCUGCCGCAGGCGCCAUGCAGCAGACUUCGGGAGCAGCGGAUUCUGCCAUGGCGGAAGGGCAAGACUAUGCUUCCUCGGGGCUGCAGGAGAAGUGGCAAAACUACCAACGGCAACUGGGCUCUGUGUUUCAGGACAUCUCAGCCAACUCGUUGGAAAGGGCUGCCGAAACACUACUGCACGUCUCCAAUUGGUUGCUCACGCAAGUGGUAGAGCUAGGACUCAGCCAAGAUGAUGCCAGCCUACAUGCCGAGAGGAUCAAACUCUGGAACGACUUUAACCACGCCUGGUUAGCCCUCUGCUUCCGGCAGAAGGAAAUCAUGUCGUCUGGCCAGCAGUCAUCGAGAUCCCAGGUUGUCAUGUCUCAGGAAACGAUCAAGAAGCUAGGCGACGAGCUUAUCCGGCUAUGCGAUGGUAUCGAGAGCCAUGGCUUAGUCGACUAUCAAUAUGGCGUGUGGGAGGAUCGAAUCGAGACGAUUCUCGAAGAAUGCCUCGAUCUCUACGAUUCCCUCGAAGCGGCCGUCGAUGCCGGCUAG
Trichoderma reesei QM6a is the source of this 984-nucleotide messenger RNA. RefSeq lists its product as uncharacterized. The record is from RefSeq and is a predicted model, not a curated record. NCBI's taxonomy places the organism in Eukaryota, Fungi, Ascomycota, Sordariomycetes, Hypocreales, Hypocreaceae. The transcript has 5 exons. Bases 1 to 984 code for a protein of 327 amino acids.